CCCAAACGUCACAACAAAUUCGAUUAGCAACCGAAAAUUCCCCCAAAAACGUAAACAAACGUGCACCCGAAAGAAAAAAAAACCUCUUCGUCCACGGUCACACCCGGCCCAAGAAUGCCAUCCAAACCGCCGCCAGCGGCGCCGCGGUCCCGGCUCGGCACCAAGCUGCUCCGAGUCACCAGUCUGUACGACAUCACCGCCGGGCAGAUUCACGCUUACGUGCGGGGACUUCACUGCCGCAUCCGGCAGCAGGCCAAAACCAUCCGGCGGCUCCGCCGGAAGGUGGCCGGGCUGGUAAGGUUACGCAAGUUGAAAGCUGCUCCUACGGAGCAGGUUCCGGACGGAGAAGACGAUGACGAUGUGAUGAAGGCACUGGAGAAGGCCGAGCAGGAGGCUAAAGCGGCGGAACCGCUGGACGUGAAGGCCUUCGUGGACGACAUCAAGAAAACGGCGGAGGACUUUGACUACCAGAAUCGGUACAUUUACGAGCCCACAUCCGGGAUGUAUUACGAUCCGGAAACUGGUUAUUACUACAAUGCGAUUUACGGACUUCACUACGACGGCCAGCGCGGAUGCUACCUCAAGUACAACCAACAGACCGGAGAGUACGACUUUUACUCCCAGGUCAUGCCGGAGGAGCAGCUCGAAGAGAAGAAGCCAAAAGUGCGACAAAAGAGCAACAAGCAGAGCAAAGACGCCGUCGCCGUCAAGUCCAGGGAUGAGGACGUGGAUCGUCGAAGGCGCCGGCGAAGCCGUAGUCCCAGGCGGAAGAGGAGGAGUGGACGUCGCUCUAGCCGGUCGACGUCGUCGAGUAGGUCUUCGGAGGAGGAGGAACAGCGUCGUCGAAAGCAUCGCAAAAAGGACCGGAAGCGGAAGAAGGACAAAAAAGACCGCGGGAGAAAGAAGAAGAAGCAGAAGGAAGUGUCCGAGGCGGAGGAGGGCGAGCUGGAGGAGAGUAGCAGCAGCAGUGAGGAAAGUUCCGCCGGUCGGGAUCGAGUGAUCGUGCUGGAUUCCUCCAGCGGCGCAGGCGGUUCCGACGGGGAAGAAGAUGUGGCCAUGUUUGGGGCAAACUAUUCAGACAUUUCCCGCAAGUACCCGCCCUCGCUCCGGAUUAUCGUCCAGGAAACCAACGUGGCCGCCCUCCGCCGGGGCUCCCUCUUCAUCGUGACGUGCAAGGGCGGUAGCCUGGGCCGCGAAGGCGACCACGACGUCAUCAUUCCGGACAUUAACGUGUCCAAGUUCCACCUCAAGUUCAGCUACGACCAGAAGAAGGCCACCUACCGCGUGCUCGACCUCGGUUCCCGCAACGGAACGCUCCUGAACGGAGCCCGGAUGGCACCGACCAUGCAGGAAAGUGAACCGGUUCCCCUCGCCCACGGGGACGUGCUGGAGCUGAACGGGACGCGCCUUCUCUGCCACGUGCACGACGGAGCCAUCACCUGUGCCAAGUGCGAACCUGGGCUGUUGAUGCGGGGUGACGAGAUUGGAGGGGCGGCUGCGGCGGCAGGAGGAGGAGCGGAAGACGGUGACAAGAUUGUCAACCCGGUUAGCCACCGGGAAGGGCUGAAGCUGCUGCAGAAGCGCUACGGCCUGGAGGAUGAGAAGUACGUUGACCCACCGGCUCAACCCGGGUCCACCUCCGACUACACCGACCGGGCCGCCAAUCGGCGCAAAACCAAGGGCAGCACCAACGAGCACGCCAAGGCGCAGGUGGCCUCCGUCGACCAGCACAUCCCGGCGGAGAACAAGGGCUUCCGGAUGCUGGCCAAGCUGGGCUGGUCCGAGGGUCAAACGUUGGGCCGAAACGAGGACGGGUUGCGCGAACCGAUUCCGAUGGUGGCCAACGUGGGCACCAGUGGGCUGGGAAGUCAGGGCGGUGGAGUGACGCCGGCAAGUACGGUUGACGAACGGAAGAAGGCCAUCUGGUUGCGCACCCAGGAGCGGUACCAGGCUUGUGCGGAUGUUCCGGAAGAGAAGCAAGCGAAAGAACAAGACAAAACGACGGAAAAGGCUUCGCUGAGUCAGCAGAUUGACAGCGGGAAUAAGGGCUUUCAACUGUUGGCCAAGCUGGGCUGGAACGAGGGGGAGACGCUGGGGAAGAACGAGGACGGGUUGAAGGAACCGAUCGGACUGUUGACGAACGUUGGAACCAGCGGGUUGGGCAGUAAGCCGUUGAAGAAACCGGGAGGAGGGGAGCAGCCGGUUCGGGGUGGUCGAGAGAAGACUAUCUGGAAGAAAAAGCAGGAGAAACGUAAACCUGUGGUGCAAACUGUGAACCUGUUUGAGGCGAGUGACUCGGAAUGAAUAAACGAAAAAACAUUA
This is a messenger RNA of Culex pipiens pallens (northern house mosquito), 2322 nucleotides long. RefSeq names its product angiogenic factor with G patch and FHA domains 1. The coding region runs from base 115 to 2304 and encodes 729 amino acids. The record is from RefSeq and is a predicted model, not a curated record. NCBI's taxonomy places the organism in Eukaryota, Metazoa, Arthropoda, Insecta, Diptera, Culicidae. The transcript is spliced from 5 exons. Gene Ontology annotation, molecular function: nucleic acid binding; protein binding.